Messenger RNA from Chelonia mydas (Green sea turtle), 5263 nucleotides. Its product is annotated as short transient receptor potential channel 2. Gene Ontology annotation, molecular function: store-operated calcium channel activity; protein binding; inositol 1,4,5 trisphosphate binding. Lineage: Eukaryota; Metazoa; Chordata; Testudines; Cheloniidae. The record is from RefSeq and is a predicted model, not a curated record. The transcript is spliced from 12 exons. Gene Ontology annotation, biological process: calcium ion transmembrane transport; regulation of cytosolic calcium ion concentration; manganese ion transport. Gene Ontology annotation, cellular component: cation channel complex; membrane. The coding region runs from base 839 to 3664 and encodes 941 amino acids.
UUCAGCUUCCUCUCUCUGUCUUAUCCCUUUAAGCUGUAAACUCUUGGAAGCAGGGACUGGCUCUUGCUGUGUGUAUGUACAGCGCCGAGCACAGGGGGGCCCAGGAUCUCACCGGGGGCCUCUUAGCACUGAGGUUAAAAAAAAUAACAACAAUCCAUGGUGGCAAGGGCUGACGGUAUGCGGGACAGAAGGGAAAGUUCAAGCCAGCCCAGCCUCCCUCUGGCAGCAGCAGCCCGGCCCCCCUAAAUGGGAAAGAACCACUGGAUGUCAGAAGCUCCAGUCUGUAUCCUUGAGCCAAAUUCAUUGUUGGGUAGCUCCAACCAAGUGACCGCCGUGGGGAGGGGCUGGGUUCUGCUCUCAGGUACGUCCCUGGAGUAAUUCCACAGACGUCAGUGGAGCGACUCUGGCUUCACUCCAGCAUAACUGAGAGCCAGAUACAUCCAGGUUAGAUGAGUCUGCGAGUUCUCCAGGAACACCCGCCCUGCAGACCUCAGGAUGCUACUAGUUACUCAUAGGAGGGAUAUGCCCUGAUGGCUAAAUCAGGCGACUGAGAUUCAGGACCUCUGGGCUCCUCUCUGGGAGGAAAAGUGCUCUAGUGGCUAGAGCAGCAGGUGGAAUUCAGAAUACCUGGGUGCAGCUGGCUACGCUCCAGGGACUGGGGUUCACAGGGCAUUUUGGUGUUUGUUCCAAUUUGGAAUGAAAGCAAAUUUACUGAAAUUUCCUGGCAACCUGGAGAUCCCUAAAAAUUCCAUUUCUAAACCCCCACACUGUGGCCUUUGCGAAAGGGCAUGUGAAAUUGACCCUCCGUGGCUGCUAUUGACGAGCACGUGUGAAACUGAUGAGACCAUCAGUUUUGCUCAGCUGCUCAGCAGAAAGGAGCUUGCCAUUUUCAGGCAGCCCAAGCCCCAGCUCUAGCCAGGGUUCUGGCAGCUUGUGGGCUCCUUUCCAAGGAGCUGGUGCGCUGUUUUCUGUGAGCCUGCCAGGUCCCCAGCCCUGGCUGCAGCUGGGGGUUACACAGAGGCUUGCCCACCACUGUGCCCUGCUGACUCUCUGCCCCUCGCAGCAACCCAACUGGAGGGAGAUAGUCAACAAGAAGCUGAAGUUUCCCAGCGAGCUCCUCGACGCCAUCCAGGAGGGGGACCUGUUGCAGGUGCAGCAGCUGCUGCAGGGGAGUGACGGGAUCCUGCAGCAGCAGGCCGAUGGCGAGGACCGUGCAUGGCGGGAAGCCCUCAACCUGGCCAUCCGCACGGGCAGUGGGGAGAUCACCGGGGCCCUGCUGCGCUAUGUUAAGUUCGACUUCCGCCAGAUCCAUGAGGCCCUGCUGGUCGCCGUGGACACCAACCAGCCCCAGGUGGUGAAGAUGCUGCUGGACCGGUUGGACCAGGAGAAGAGCAUCAAGAUGGACAUCAAGUCCUUCUCCCUGGCCUUCUUCGACCACUCCAUCGACAAUGCCUGCUUCGCCCCCGGCGUGACGCCGCUCACCCUGGCCUGCGAGAAGGACCUCUAUGAGAUCGUGGACAUGCUGGUGCGGAAAGGCCACUCCAUCCCCCGACCGCACAAGAUCUCCUGCACCUGCCUGGAGUGCAGCAACGGCCGCACGUAUGACCUGCUCAAGUUUUCCCUCUUCCGCAUCAACACCUACAAGGGCAUCGCCAGCCGGGCCUACCUCUCCAUCGCCAGCGAGGAUGCCAUGCUGACCGCCUUCAAGCUCAGCCGGGAACUGCAGCGCCUCUCCUGCAAGGAGCCAGAGUUCAAGCCAGAGUACCUCAGCCUGGAGCUGCUGAGCCAGGAGUUCGCCUUCGAGCUGCUGGGGAUGUGCCGUAACCAGAGCGAGGUGACAGCUGUGCUGAAUGACCUGGGGGACAGCGAGGAGGAGGAGAAGCUGGACAGCCAGGCCUUCGAGGAGGGCAUCCCCAACCUUGCCCGGCUCCGGCUGGCCGUCAACUACAACCAGAAGAGGUUUGUUGCCCAUCCCGUCUGCCAACAAGUGCUGUCGUCCAUCUGGUGCGGGAACCUGUCAGGCUGGCGUGGGAGUAACACGCUCUGGAAGUUCUUUGUCUCCUGUUCCAUCUUCCUGACCGUGCCCCUUCUGUGCUUGUUGUACUGGAUUGCCCCGAAGUCGCGGGUUGGCAAAAUGCUGAAGAUCCCAGUGAUCAAGUUCCUCCUCCACUCGGCCUCGUACUUCUGGUUCCUGAUCUUCCUGCUGGCGGAGUCCAUAGUCCUGGAGCAGAAGCACCACAUCUUCGUGGGACGCAAUCAGACCCUGUGGGAGAACUCCCUGCACAUGCUCUGGGUGGCUGGCUUCUUCUGGUACGAGUGCAAGGAGGUGUGGAUCGAGGGGCUGCGCAGCUACCUCCUGGAUUUGUGGAACUACCUGGACAUCGUCAUCCUCAGCCUGUACCUGGCCUCCUUCACGCUGCGGGUGCUGGUCGCCGUGAGGGGCCACCUGCACUGCCUGGACGCCCCUUCCUCGCCGGGGUGCUACUACUUCACCAGAGCCAGACGGCACGAGUGGCAGCCCGAAGACCCCCAGUUCGUCGCCGAGGUGCUGUUUGCGGUGACCAGCAUGCUGAGCUUCACCCGCCUGGCCUACAUCCUCCCCGCCCACGAGUCCCUGGGCACCCUGCAGAUCUCCAUCGGGAAGAUGAUCGACGACAUGAUCCGGUUCAUGUUCAUCCUCAUGAUCAUUCUCACCGCGUUCCUGUGCGGACUCAACAACACCUACGUUUACUACCGGGAGUCCCAGCGGCUGGGGAACUUCAAUGAGACGUUCCAGUUCCUGUUCUGGACCAUGUUCGGGAUGGAGGAGUACAGUGUGGUGGACAUGCCCCAGUAUGCCCUGGCGGAGUUUGUGGGGUGGGCGCUCUAUGGGAUCUUCACCAUCAUCAUGGUCAUCGUCCUUCUCAACAUGCUCAUCGCCAUGAUCACCAACUCCUUCCAGAAGAUCGAGGACGAUGCGGACGUGGAGUGGAAGUUCGCCCGCUCCAAGCUCUACCUGUCCUACUUCAGGGAGGGCCUGACGCUUCCUGUACCAUUUAACAUCGUUCCCACGCCAAAGUCCCUCUUCUACGCAGUCAGGGGCAUCUUCCGGUUCAUUUGCUGCUCCAAACCCAAGAGACAACCGGAUUACCCCCCGAUUCCCACCAUCGUUAACACCGCCCUGGAGGACAUCGGCCUGGGCGGGGAGAGCCGCCGUACCUAUCGGCUGCAGGUCAUCAAGGCUCUGGUGCAGCGCUACGUCGACACGGCCAGGCGGGAGUUUGAGGAGAGCAGGCGGAAAGACCUGGGGAACCGUAUCACCGAGCUGAACAAGUCGGUGUCGCGCCUGCACGCGGAGGUGAAGUGCCUGCAUCACAGCCCGCCUGCCCGCCCUGCCCCCGCCAGCCCUCUGGACGGGGCCAGCCCGCUGCACAGAUACAUCCUGCGGGUCCAGGACAACUUCCAGAACUUCAGCCAGGCCUCGGGCAGCUCCGGCCCGGGCUCCCCGGCCCAAGUGAUGGUGCACCAGGACGGGGCUGCCGGGAACGACCCCCAGCCCUACCCCGAGGAGCUCUCCCUUGGCCCCCAGCACAAGAUGUCUCUCGGGGAGGGGGACCGAGCUGGAGAGCCAGAGGACCCGAGUUCCCGUCCAGCAGAGGAAGCCGACUCCGGCCCCAGCCUCUAGCAGCUCAGGGCAACGUUUGCACGGCGGCCUGGAGCCAAGCAAUAACAGCCACGCCCAUCACGUCUAGUGCAGCCGAAGGAUCCCAAAGCAUGUUGUAUGCUGCUCCUGCUGGCUUGUGCCCCAGCUCAAGCAAGCAGGGAGCUCGCUGCCUCUCCCACACGGGGUGGGGGUUGAAGCAUGGUUGAUGGUCCAGUCAGGCUCCUGGUCCACCAGGCAGCUGCUUUGAUAGAGAGCAAUGCCUGAGUAGCCGAGCUCCCCGCCCAGUCAUUAGGCAGAUGGGCUGUAGCACCAGCUAGGUUUCUUUUACUUUGAGUCAAUGUUUAUGUCAAGUCCUUGGGUGUUACAAACUGGGCCCCUGCAACUUGAAUAUAGAGUCCCGGAGAAAAUACCUCCACCCACUGUGCCCACCACUGACGUGCUCCCCCCUCUUGGGUGCAAUGAGGCAGCUGACUGACAGCGAUUGUUUGUUUGAUCGAGUGCUGCCUGGGUCACAGUGGAAAGGGAGAGAGAGAGAGCAAGGGCCAGAUGAUUUAUUUGAAGCAUGUCUGAGCAGGGGACUAGCCCAGUGGCACGGGACUAGCACAGGGCACUGUCAUGCUGGGGAUCCUGCCGCAGGGCCAGGCUGGGAUUGCUGCAGGGUGCUCGGAGGGGGGUUGACUUGUCCUCUAGGGUCCAGCUCCAUGUGAUGCUGGAGCAGGACAGACAGGCUGCGGAGUGAGCUGUGUGCAGCUAUUGUAUAGACUGUCCCAUGUAGCUGUCUGGGAGGGAAAUCAAGGGCACUCCUAGAGACACCGAAGCCAGUCCCUGCCUUCCUGGCCUGCCAGCUGAGAUCUUGCUCAUAGUCUGUUAUAGGUGCAAUUCUGUGAUCAGGAGGUAGCCAGUUAAUGAACCCAGGCUGCCGCAGCCUUGAAGUGUGGUUCUGCUCUGACACGUGACUGGCCGUGUGUGUGUGUCUGUGUGUGUCUGUGUGUUUGUUUUUGGGGAGGGGGGGAAUCCAUGCUUGUUGUGGCUCAAUGACUCCAGCUCAAACGGUUCAAUUUGCGAUAAGAAGAAUAUAUUGCUUUGGGUUUUUUCUUUCCUCCUCUAAUCGCCAGCUCCACAAAUUCCCACUGGGAUCUGAGUGUCAAGCUGGGUUCUCUUCUGCUUCUGUGUGCUCCUGGGAACAUUUCCACGGAGGUCGGUGGGCUUAGGAUCAAAGCCUUCAGCACAUUUCUCACGCCAGUUUAGUUAGUGCCCAGCUGUGUCUGCUAUAGAAGAUUGACUAGCUAGAUUCCUGAAGCCUGGGAGCUGUCGGGAAGUUUAGAAGAUGUAAUAUUCAGACAGGCUCUGUCCUGGCUUCUGAUCUGUAACUUGUUAUUUGUAGCCCCAGAAAGUGUACUAGGUUCUGCCUGGGUCUUUAAAACAAUGCACAGUGGAAGGGUCUAAUAAAUAUCUUAUCUCACCGUGGAAACAGGAGUGAAUCAAGCCCCACUUUGUGUCUUUAACGCCUUGUAUUCACAUUGUAGAAUAAACUAUUGCUUGGUCCCAAUAAAUACAGCAACCCUGUCUUGCACUGCUGUGUCACUCGUCACUGGGGAAGGUUGUAACGUUGCACAAGUG